Leucoraja erinaceus (little skate) is the source of this 5228-nucleotide messenger RNA. RefSeq lists its product as uncharacterized. NCBI's taxonomy places the organism in Eukaryota, Metazoa, Chordata, Chondrichthyes, Rajiformes, Rajidae. The transcript is spliced from 8 exons. Gene Ontology annotation, biological process: cell differentiation. Bases 256 to 4056 code for a protein of 1266 amino acids. The record is from RefSeq and is a predicted model, not a curated record.
CACGUGCAGGCAGAGAUUAGUUUAAUUUGGCAUCGUGUACAGCAUAGACAUUGUGGGCCGAAGGGCCAGUUCCUGUACUGUACCGUUCUGUGUUCCAACUGCCCACAGAGUCUGUCCCUCCGUUCCGUGUAAGUGACCAGACAAGGCGGGCAGAGAGGAACGGCACGGCACGGAACGGCGAGGUGGGGCUAGGAUGAUUGUAGAGGCUCGCUGAUCAUUCCCCGCCCGCUGGUGCAGAGAGAGAGAGAGAGAUAGAUGUGUGUAUGGCCCGGCGCCAAGUGUCACCCAUUGUGCAGCGAUGAGGAGCGAGUGCGGGCGGCUCCGGAGAACAGCGCAAUGGGGAACAGUCACCAUAAGAAGCGAGUGGCCCAAAGCGCCAAACCGCGGCCCGUCUGGCAAAUCGGCCUCGGUCGCCGACCGGGAAAGAAGAAAGCAGUCUCCUCUCAGUCUGAUGAUGAAGCAAAGUGGACAGUGCACUAUAGACCAUCUCUGUAUCAACAUCGGCAGGAGAACGUCUUCCUCCCGUCCACUCGACCCGCUGAUAUAGAGGACCUGCACAAAGAGGCGGAACUCGGCCUGAGAUCCCUGCAGGAGCAAGGGACCUUGGAAAGUUGCUCGCAACCCCAGCUGCGAAAUGUCCAGGAAAGUAUGGACAACUGUAGUGAGGCAGAUGGAGAUCUGCCGGUGACCCCAAACUCCAGGUCAGGUGGGCCUGGCGAUGAAGUGUGGACAAAGACACGCUCACUUCCACCGCCCACUCCCGAUGAAAUCCGAAAGACUGCUCUGGGAAUCCAGCCAUCGGUCAGCUCAGCCGGAAUAAAGUUUAAACCGCAAGAACAGCAGAAGACUCAAUCUUCCUUUAAAGCACCAAAACUGAAAGAGAAACGGAUUCGGAGAUCGACGAUCAUGGGGCUUCCCCAACACGUGCAAGAGGAACUGGGUCUUGGGAAAGGGUCCCGUCCUUCGAAGACGGCUGGAACAGAACUGGCCGCAGACAACGCUGGCGUGGUCUUGGUAUCCAGGGGCGAUGAGAACUAUUGUUUUAAUAACGUCUCCCAUUUACAGGCCAGGAGCUCCUUGCGAUCUGUAACUUUUACUGACCCUUCAAGGGUAGACAAUGACUUUCGAAACACCUUAGAACAUAAUUACCAACUCAACUGGGCACUAAUCAACUCUUGCAACAGGUCAAAUUCGUUAGCAGUUCAAAAAUCACCUGGUGAACUUCCCAGUCCAGUCAUGUCCAUGUCACCUCAGGCAACGUAUUUAUCCAAGAUCAUUCCCAACGCCAUCCUGCCUCCCGCUGUGGAUGUGGUGAUGAUCAACACCAGUCAGAACAAUCUGCGUAAACUCAGUAACAGUAGCGUUCUGUCCACUCCCUCCCCAGCCAUCUCUCGAUCCAUCUCCAUACACACCUACGAUGCAAGAGAUUACGCUUCCAGUGAUGCCUGGAGUCAUUCCCAGUCUUCGGAAACCAUCGUAUCCAACAAUUCCACAAUCUCGUCGCAGGGAAACACCGAAACGCCAUUAAAUAAUCAUUCCAAGCAAGAAGUUGGUGAGAAAGCUGAUCACAACUUAACAGAUUCACCUGUGAAUCAGCGAGCCAGUACCAGCAGAUGGGUGAGUGCGUGCUCUGCACACCAGAACUCUCAACCCACUCAGGCCAACAGCAAUGGUUAUGGAGGCCAGUCACUCUCUCCUGCACAAAGCACAUGCAGUAUUGUUGAUGCAUCUGACACGCACAGCAUGAUCAGUGAACAGUCUGUCACCAGAAGCCUGUCGGUCAGAAAAAUGCGUAAACCCCCCGCUCCUCCGCAGAGAAUGCAUUCCUUGCAGCAGGGUGAGGACCCGGGGCACACUGCUCCAGGAGAUGAUCAAAGUUCCCAACCUAGUACCACUGUAGAUUCUGCCGUCAGUCAAAAGCUGGUGUUGCCCCACAAUGGAACACGGACAAUAUCCAACGGGAAUAUCCUUCAGUCACCAAAGACUUCACACCAUCGACUCGAGCAAACAGCCCUGUCCAGUCUCUGCCCGAUACAGAGUGGAAGCCCGCUGACAGUGACCACCCUCGUGCCUCCCCCGUCGCCAACUGGAAUGUCCAAGCCCAAUGCACCACAGAGAUCUUGCUCCCUCCACGGCCCAGAAACCGUUCCCUCCACAUCCUCACGCUACGCCAACCUGUUUGAUAUCCCUCCUCCUCCUUCCUCACCGGCCCCACCCCCUCCCAAUGUACGACAACCAAAGUUCCCUGCAGCAAUGUUGUAUCACUGGGGACCAGAGAGAAUCCCACCUCCCCCACCAGGGCCAGCCCCGUUACCUCCCACAAGGAGACCUUCCUUCCUCUUCAACAAAGCCACACAUGGACCUCGUCCCCACCACUCUCCUCCCACCUCCACCCCCACACCUGCACCAACCCCAUUGGUCACCUCCACACCUGCACCAACCCCAUUGGUCAUCUCCACACCUGCUCCAACCCCAUUGGUCACCCCCACACCUGCUCCAACCCCAUUGGUCAUCUGCUCCAACCCCAUUGGUCACCUCCACACCUGCUCCAACCUGCUCCACACCUGCCAACCCCAUUGGUCACCCCCACACCUGCUCCAACCCCAUUGGUCAUCUCCACACCUGCUCCAACCCCAUUGGUCACCUCCACACCUGCUCCAACCCCAUUGGUCAUCUCCACACAUCUGCUCCAACCCCAUUGGUCAUCUCCACACCUGCUCCAACCCCAUUGGUCAUCCCACACCUGCUCCAACCCCAUUGGUCACCCCCACACCUGCUCCAACCCCAUUGGUCACCCCCACACCUGCUCCAACCCCAUUGGUCAUCCCCCACACCUGCUCCAACCCCAUUGGUCAUCUCCCCACACCUGCUCCAACCCCAUUGGUCACCCCCACACCAGCUCCAACCACGGCAGUCAUUGGUCCAGCCUUGUUGGCUUCAGACUUGUUGCCCAUUGACUCGGAGACCAAACCUGCCUCUGGGGCCACAUCUGUCCCUGGGGCCACAUCUGUUUCUCUGUCCAACCACACAGCCCUGCAGCACAAGCCCUUCCCCCACACCCCCUCCAACCACGGCAGUCAUUGGUCCAGCCUUCCCCUCGGUUCCUCGCCCCACCCCCCCAAAGUAAGCCUCUCCUCAGCCCCUCCCCCGCUCGUGUCACCUGUGGCCACCAAGCGACCUCAGCCAAAGACACAGUCAGCCAGUCGGCCUCUAGAGGGACAGGUCUCCCCCACACCCGUAGUGACCGGUGGGGGCUGGAGCAGAGGUGGGGCGCUGUCUGCUGGAGGGGUCACUGACGGAGAGGGGGGGUCACCACAUGUUGCCCCCUCCCUGCUGCAGAUGGUGCGGCUGCGCUCUGGACAGAUGAACCGGUCAGCAGUGGCCAUUCCAGACCCCAGACCACCGGUCAAGGGCAGCACCAACACUGUGCUGGACCCCGUACCGGGAUCCCAUGGCCUGAGCCAGGCCACGCUGCCGGUCAAGGGCAGCACAGCCGCGCCCAACAAACCCGCUCGCAAGUCCCUGACCCAGCGCUUGUCCACCACUGACCCCGGGCCCAUCCCCAUCGCACCCCUCCAGCUCAGGUCCCCUCCCCUCAGUCCCAACGCUCAGGGAAGCGUCCUGCUGAAACAUGCUGAGGAGGAGACCCCACUCAAGUCUCCGGCCUCCACCGCCAGCUUUGUCUUCUCCAAGAACGUGGGCUCCAAGAAGCUGGUGUUCGACAGCCCACGGUCACCAGAGGCCGAGGCUGAGGCCAAGAGGAACCUGAUGGCCGAGCUGAGCUCCGUGUCGGGCCGAAUGGCCUCCAAGGGCUGGUCGGGCCUGUCGGGUAAAGCAGCCCCCGAGGCUCAGGGAAAGACGGGCAGGGUACCACCGCCUGUGGCCAAGAAACCUUCCUUCCUACCCGCUGGUCAGCGACUGCCCUCCACCUCCACCUGUGGCCCAGAGAUGCCCGCCACACAGGCAAACGCACGGCUGCAGCAGGAGACCAGCGGUCAACACCAGGAGAAAGGGAAGCUGAAGACUGGGAAUGGGCAAGUGUGCCUGGAGGACUGAAGAUCUCAAUGCCAAUCCUCAGGAUAUUGCUGCACUACUGGUCAAAGAUAACUUCCCUGCUGGAGUGGACCUUACAAUCCAAAGAAACAAUUCUCAGAAAAGUCUUAUUGCUGAAAAAUAAUAGCCUUUUAAUGCAAAAAUAAGAAUGUUUGCUGCACCUUGACUUUGUAUAGUAGUGAUGCUUUCUAUGAAGCAAUGAGUUUGCUGGAGAAACUGUUGAAAGGCUUUAAACAAUGGAAGCAGCACCUCUUGGUUCUGCAUUGUGCAAUUGUCAUGCCCCUGGUGGUUGGAUGUCCCUGGUGGGGGUUUCAACUGUCCAGAAUAUCUGAGACCGUUGCAGCUGAGAAUAUUAUUGCCUUGCCUAAUCAACCAAUCAAACAUUUUACAAAAUCAGAAGGAAGCACACUUAUGUCAAGAGAGGGGGUUGGGUUUAAUUUAUCUGCAAAUCAACAGCCGCUCGUGAUUUACAAAUGUAUUUUCUGUCUUAACUUAUGCAGAAAGAUUUUAGUCACCCAAAAUCAAACCAAAAGUUCUGUCAAACAGCAAUGCCCUUCUGCUUAGAUCAGGAGUCGGUGUAGGUACUGACCAGAGUCCAUGGAGACAGGGAGCCUCAUCCAAUGAGCUAUGCACUGUCACAGCCUUCACAAACUGCUGGUCAGUUCCUCCGGCGAUCCUUCCACCCACCAUUGUGCCUUUAUCUGAGGGUGCUGUGCCUUCCAGUGUGUGGCAGCACAUUCAGGGAGGGUGGUGCGGCAAGUGGAGUGGUGAAUGGGCACCAGCUACAGCGGCUGAUUGAUAUUGAACCUGACAACUUGCAGCCAGCACCUGGAGACCCAAGGUGACCACACCCUCACCUGGAGACCCAAGGUGACCACACCCUCACCUGGAGACCCAAGGUGACCACACCCUCACCUGGAGACCCAAGGUGACCACACCCUCACCUGGAGACCCAAGGUGACCACACCCUCACCUGGAGACCCAAGGUGACCACACCCUCACCUGGAGACCCAAGGUGACCACACCCUCACCUGGAGACCCAAGGUGACCACACCCUCACCUGGAGACCCAAGGUGACCACACCCUCACCUGGAGACCCAAGGUGACCACACCCUCACCUGGAAGACCCAAGGUGACCACACCCUCACCUGGAAGACCCAAGGUGACCACACCCU